Molecule: messenger RNA, 775 nt
Organism: Pelobates cultripes (western spadefoot toad)
Lineage: Eukaryota; Metazoa; Chordata; Amphibia; Anura; Pelobatidae
Source: the annotation of a GenBank genome assembly
AUGCGGACCGCUCGGGCGGUGAGCGAGGUGGACGGCCGCUGCCUGGCUAUCCUGCCCACCAGUGGUAAGGCAGCAAUCCGGGGUUAGGCGGGUCUGGCUCCGUUCCCCCCCCCUUUGGACCGGUGGGGGUGAUCCCGGUCCCCACCCCGAGACCCAUCGUACCACAACAAGGCCGGCACUUGAAGCUGAGGCAGAGGACGGACGGUGAGCCCAAGCGAGCAGGUUACAGCAGCGGAGGCCGGCAAUAUGGCGGACGCCACGUGCACUUCCCACCCUGGGAAAAUUAGAAGCCAUACUUAAAGCCUUCUGGGAAAAAUUGGCAAGCAGACAGCAGGCGCCAACCCAACCUCCAGAUGAGCAAGUAAGCACUAAGCCACCCGAGCAACAAAGCCGUAGACAUACAGCCCUGCAAACGAACAAUGCCACAAGAGGGCGCAGACGAAGACGGCUUCCCCUGGCGACACGCAAGAUCACUGGGCACAAGUACCGGGAAAAUGCUUACCUCCACCGCCAGUUGCCGCCGAACUCACACAAGACCAGCACACGUCCACAGCCUGCUAAGAAGCAUGCAAGGAACAAGUCCACUCCUUCAGACCGGAAUCUGUCCACAAAACUACAACCUCAACAAGCCCAACUGAGCCCUGCCUAUGCACAGCAACAAGAAGUCCAAUGCAGAACGACAGGUCGAAAGGGGCUGACACCAACCACAGUGCGAGACCAACCGACGGGUCAAAGAUUCAACUACCUGCUCCAGCACACGAGUGGCAUCGGGUGA